Dryobates pubescens (Downy woodpecker) is the source of this 656-nucleotide messenger RNA. RefSeq names its product deoxycytidine kinase (gene DCK). Gene Ontology annotation, molecular function: deoxycytidine kinase activity; ATP binding. The record is from RefSeq and is a predicted model, not a curated record. Gene Ontology annotation, biological process: nucleobase-containing compound metabolic process. Gene Ontology annotation, cellular component: cytoplasm; mitochondrion. Bases 1 to 585 code for a protein of 194 amino acids. The transcript has 6 exons. Lineage: Eukaryota; Metazoa; Chordata; Aves; Piciformes; Picidae.
AUGGCCGCUCCUCGCGAGGGCGGCCUGCAGCACAGCGGGAGCAAGAAGAUCGCCGUGGAGGGCAACAUCGCUGCAGGGAAAUGGACCUUUGUCAGCCUUCUGAAGCAAGCUGAUGAGGAGUGGGAGGUGGUUCCGGAGCCUGUGGCCAGAUGGUGCAGCGUUCAGCAGAGCUCUGAAGGGGAUCCUGAGGUAAGAUACAUCUUUGCAAGCAGCCUGUAUGAGUCUGGGUGCCUGAAUGGGGCUGAGUGGCCCAUCUACCAGCACUGGCACAACUGGCUGAGCAAGCAGUUUGGGCAGAGCCUGGCCCUGGAUGGAAUCAUUUAUCUCAGAGCCACUCCCCAGAAAGGCUUCAACAGGCUGUACCUGAGGGGAAGAGAAGAGGAGCAAGAGGUUCCCCUUGAGUCUCUGGAGAAGCUGCACUCCAAGCAUGAGAGCUGGCUCCAGCAGGGGCUGCUGCGAACAGAUUCUGAGUACCUCCAAAGAGUACCUCUUCUAACACUGGAUGUUGAUGAAGACUUCCAGGGCAACAAGGACAGGUGUGAUGACCUGCUUGAGAAGGUCAGAGGAUUCUUGAGCACCUUGUAAUCCUCUCUGAAGCACAGGCAGGGUCAAACUGUUCCAAACAUCUGUGCAAUCCCAGUCUGGAGUCCAACUGC